CUCGGCGUUCUUCAGUCCUGGUGGGAGUUCGGGACUAGGCCGGGUCUCGGUCCCGCGGCGAUGGAGAGCGUGUGGCGUGCCUGGGAUGGGCAGCUCAAAGAGAAAGAGCCUGAGACGCCGCGUGCUGAGAAAAUUGUGGUCUCCUGGCUCAGCAAGGCUGAGUGGGAACAAGUGACGGUUUAUUUGUUCUGUGAUGAUCUGAAAUUGCAGCAGUAUGCGCUGAACCGUAUUACGGUAUGGAGGAGCAGGUUAGGUAACGAUCUGCCCCUGGCUGUGGCUUCUACUGCUGACCUGGUUCGAUGUAAGCUCAUGGAUGUAGCUGGUGGCUUGGGCAAUGAUGAACUUAGACUGCUCUAUGGCAUGGCAUUGGUCAGGUUUGUGAAUCUUAUCUCAGAGAGGAAGACAAAAUGUUCUAACCUCCCCCUCAAGUACUUGGCUCAGGAGGUGAACAUCCCGGACUGGAUUGUUGAACUUCGCCAUAAGUUGACCCACAAGAAAAUGCCCCAUCUGAAUGAGUGCCGCAGAGGUUGCUACUUUGUCCUGCAAUGGCUUCAGAAGACAUUCUGGAGUCGCCAAAUGGAGAGCAGCCUGAAAGAAACCUGGGAAUUAGAAGAGGACCAGAUAGAAGCAGAAGAACAAGAAGAAGAAGAAGAGGAAGAGGAAAGUGAAAUUAUCGUUGAUGAGACUGUAGUAGAAGAGAAUCCAGAGCCUCCGGUUGAAGAAAUAAGUGGUGAGGUGGAUGUCAAGGAUGAGACAGACAAUAAAGACCAUGAAGAGGAGUCUGCUACUCCAGAACCUAUUUCAAGACAUAAGGAGUUGUAUGAAAAAGCACGAGAGUUGCUGGUAUCAUAUGAGGAAGAACAGUUUAAGGUGCUGGAGAAAUACAGACAUUUACCUCAGGCUAUUAAGGCGUGGAAUAAUCUUUCCUCACGUGUACAGUGUAUCCUGGAAGAACUCAAGGGGAUCUCGUGGGAGGACAGGGAUGCUGUGCUGGAUGCUUUUCUGGAUGAUGGCUUCCUCGUUCCCACUUUUGAACAGCUGGCAGCUUUGCAGAUAGAGUAUGAAGAUGGUCAGACUGAGGUCCAGAAAGGGGAAGUUACUGAACCAAAUUCACACAAAAACAUCGACUUGAGUGAAGUAUUGGUGCCAAGACCAUUCUCUCAGUUCUGGCAACCCCUGCUGAGGGGCCUGCACACCCAGACCUUCACACAGGCCCUUCUGGAGAGGAUGUUCACCGAGUUGUCUACCCUGGGGAACACUGGGAUCCGAUCUACCUACAUCCUUAGAUGGACCGUUGAACUGAUCGUGGCCAACACCAAGAUUGGACGGAAUGCUCGGUGGUUUUCUGCAAGCCAGUGGGAAGCAAGAAAGAACUGGAGGCUGUUUAAUUGCUCUGCGUCCCUUGACUGGCCCCAUGUGAUUGAGUCCUGCUUGGGCUCACCAUGCUGGGCCAGCCCACAACUCCUUCAGCUAGUCUUUAAAGCCAUGGGACAGGUCUUACCCCAAGAGGAGCAGGAGAAGCUGCUGCGUAUCUGUUCCAUUUAUACUCAGAAUGGAGAGAAUGGGACGGCGAAAGCAGACGAAGGUUCCCCUCCCAUUGGGAAAAGUCCGUACACAUUGGAUAUCUUAUAUAGGGACUUAUAUCCAUCUUUUGUCUACUGUGAGUCUGAAGAAAAUAUUCAACAGAAAGAGCAAGACAGCCCUAUGGAUGCCAUGCAAGGGGAGGAAAAGGAGAAAGAGGAGGAGCAGGAGGAGGAGCAGGAGGAGGAUGAGGAAGAUGAGCAAAAGGUCUUUCAGGAUCAGAAUGUGGAGGAUAUGGAGGAAAUUGAUGACUUUGAAGAAAAAGAAGAGGAAGAGGUGGAUGAGGUUGAAGUUGAGAAUGAGGAUGAAGAAGAUGAUGAUGAUGAUGAAGAGGGAAUGGAGGUGGGGUCUUUUUCUUUCAUGCAGGAAUCCUAUAUUUUUGAGGCUGCUAGGAUCAUGUCCUGGAAAAAAGAAGCUUUGCAGGGUUCAGCAUGGCAAGUAAGCUCUGAAGAUGUGCGGUGGGGUACAUUCCCCAUAGGCCGCACACCAGGUCAGACUGAGGACCCAGGGGAGCUUCUGCUGGACAGUUAUGACACUAUGUAUCUUUUGGACCAACCUGUAAUAGAGCACAGACUAGAACUUCCAAAGUCCAGGAGUGGCAAUAUGCGCCUAAGUUAUGGCAGUAACAAUGCUAACAGCAGCAGUGGCCACAACUUAGAGGGCCGUGUCUGGAGCCAGGAACAAAUGCGUGAGCUCAAAGCUUCUGUGAAACUCUUCUGAUGGCUGUCCUGAUGCAAGUGUUCAUGAAGCCCUGCCAUAGUCACAGCUCAGUCCAGAAUCCACCUAUGGCAGGACUGGACAACCUGGGAAACAUUGAGAUCAGCCAUCAAUUCAGCUUUCCAGCACAAUGAAAAUGUGAAUGAUGCCCCCUCCCUUUCUGUUUUCCUUUGAAAAAUAAUAAACAGAUUUUUGUCAUGGUGUUUGUGAGAUGAGAGAUGUAUGUGUUAGGAUA
Messenger RNA from Acomys russatus (golden spiny mouse), 2533 nucleotides. It is a transcript of the gene Las1l, whose product is annotated as LAS1 like ribosome biogenesis factor. The coding region runs from base 61 to 2301 and encodes 746 amino acids. NCBI's taxonomy places the organism in Eukaryota, Metazoa, Chordata, Mammalia, Rodentia, Muridae. Gene Ontology annotation, molecular function: endonuclease activity. The record is from RefSeq and is a predicted model, not a curated record. The transcript has 15 exons. Gene Ontology annotation, biological process: maturation of 5.8S rRNA; maturation of LSU-rRNA. Gene Ontology annotation, cellular component: preribosome, large subunit precursor; Las1 complex.